Messenger RNA from Cornus florida, 1616 nucleotides. RefSeq names its product chaperone protein dnaJ C76, chloroplastic. The transcript is spliced from 4 exons. The record is from RefSeq and is a predicted model, not a curated record. Lineage: Eukaryota; Viridiplantae; Streptophyta; Magnoliopsida; Cornales; Cornaceae. The coding region runs from base 42 to 1484 and encodes 480 amino acids.
UCUCUCUCUCUCUCUCUCUCUCUCAUCUUCUCCCAAACAAAAUGCUCUCCCCAAGCUUCCCUCUAUCCGCUCCCUUUUCUUCAACCAUAACCACAAAUCCAAACCCCAAAACCUUUAGUUUUCAUGCUGAAACUCUACGAAAGCCGAGUAAUAUUUCACUUACAUGCAGAGCUUCCACUUCAUCUUCAUCAUCUUCGAUCACAGACUUCGAUCUCUAUGAUCUUCUGGGCAUUGACAGCUCUUCCGAUCAGUCGAAGAUAAAGACGGCGUACAGAGCGCUGCAGAAGCGGUGCCACCCGGACAUAGCUGGACCGGCAGGCCAUGACAUGGCUAUCAUACUCAACGAUGCUUAUGCCGUUCUCUCUGAACCCAAUUCAAGAUUGGCGUAUGAUAAGGAACACGCAAAAAUGGCAGAAUUACUAGGCUAUACAGGCAAACCGAUAUAUUCGGUGUGGUUUGGUUCGGAGAAUGAAGAGAGAGCUGUUUUUGUGGAUGAAGUCAAAUGUGUUGGCUGCUUAAAAUGUGCCUUAUUUGCCGAAAAGACUUUUGCUGUUGAAUCGGUUUACGGUAGAGCACGGGUGGUUGCUCAAUGGGCUGAUCCUGAAGAUAAAAUUCAAGAGGCCAUUGAAACAUGUCCAGUCGAUUGCAUCUCGGUUGUAGAGAGGUCCAACCUGGCAGCCUUGGAAUUCCUAAUGUCGAAGCAGCCACGUGGCAAUGUCAGAGUUGGUGCAGGAAAUGCUGUCGGUACACGUGUCUCUAAUAUAUUUGUCGAUGUGGAGAAAUUUCAGUCUAGAUUUCAAGAUGUCAUGGACAAAGGUUCCAUAAAACAAUCCAAGGAAUCAGACGACGGAAGAGAAUCAAGAAUUUCAGCUUUUCAAGCAAUCAGAGCGAUCUCAAAUUGGUUGUACUGGCAAUCACCCUCUUCUGCAGGAGGAGCUUCCACACAAACUCCCCAAAAUCUGAUACACAUUGCCCGAAAAUCCACUGAACCAGACAUCAAAAAACUUCGUGAUGCUGUGGCUGCUAGAAAACAAGCCAGGCAGAAUGUGAAACGCAUUUCUGGGAUCUCAUCAAGUUAUCUGAAUGAGGAGUACUGGACUCCAUCGACUCUCAUUCUUCCCGAGCCUACCAAUGACAAUGCUGGUUCUCGAGCUCAUGCCUCAGAGUCUUCCCCUCCAAAGGAACCGAAUCAAGCAAACAACAACAAAGAAUUUAUAGCACGGAAGAGAACCCCGAGCAGCCCCUUCACGUGGGCUGUUCCUAUGGGGGCAGCCACAAUCGCGGCAGUUUUAGCACGCCUGCAGAUUGAAGAGGCAAGUACUGGUGGAUUGGAAGAGCACAUAGGCGGAUCAUUCGCGUUGGGCAUUGUCAAUAGCUCCUGGUUACCGGUCAUUUUAGCAGGUGUUACUUGGUAUCUCAUUGGUAUGUAUACAGUAGAAUUAGUAGAAUCCAUUCGAAGCAAGCUAGGAGAGCGCAAAGAAUAGGGAAGACACUUCAUAUAUAAAGAUCAAUGCAUAUACUGUAAUAUAAAGUCAUUGUGCAAACAUAAGAUUUCAUAAAUUGAAUUACGUAGCAGAUUGAAUAUCAGCAUAUACAAGAACCAUCCUUUUUUCUAA